Messenger RNA from Portunus trituberculatus (swimming crab), 1839 nucleotides. RefSeq lists its product as uncharacterized. The transcript is spliced from 8 exons. Bases 465 to 1436 code for a protein of 323 amino acids. The record is from RefSeq and is a predicted model, not a curated record. Gene Ontology annotation, cellular component: neuron projection membrane. Lineage: Eukaryota; Metazoa; Arthropoda; Malacostraca; Decapoda; Portunidae. Gene Ontology annotation, biological process: synapse organization.
CCCAGCCGGCGGUGUCAGCAGUCGCGCCUCGCUCGCCGCCCGACACGCGCUGCAACUCGCAACUUGCCUCAGAGUCUUGCGUCUGCCUCGCCCACCACGCCUGGCCGGGGCGUGUGCUGUGCGGCGCCUCGCUUCGCUGUUACUGCACCUUCUACUGCUGCCGAGGCUAUAACGGCAUGGCAUUGCCACAGGGGAGCAGCGAGACAGCGCUCCCCUGAUGUUAAGCCACAGAUACUAUUAAUCGAGUUCUUGAGUUUCCCGGUGGACGCACGCACGGACUCACGCAGGGGCCCCUCGGGGUGUUGCCGCGGCUCGAUGGGUGUUGACUCUCAGUAGCGAGUGAUUUUGUUGCUUCUGGUGGUGAGAGGCGACCGCGGCCAGCCUCUGCAGGACACCCAAGAUACCUGCCUCCACGUCCUCCCUCACCGCGGCGCCUCGCCCUCCGCCAAGUCGCAGAAAGGAGGAUGAGUGACCACCGUAAAGUGCUGAGGUGCCUAGUGCUGCUUCUCUCCGCGGCAGGUUCAGUUGUCGGGAGAAGAAUAGCAGUCUCGUCUCUCUCUAUCAAGCUCCUCCCGCCACCUGCACGUAUCCAUCCCUUCGUCAGCGUGUCCGAGGCUCACUAUGACCACACGCACCACACACACCACCACCACCAGGAGGUUCCAGAGCCCCAUUUCUCGAGCACUAACGCAAGCAGGGAAGUUUUUCUCGGGGAUACUGCCACUCUAGACUGCACAGUGCAUGAUCUACUGAAUGAAUCGGUGUCGUGGAUGAGACAGGUGGACGAGGUGCUGGAACUGCUCACCUGGGACACUCACACCUACGUGAAAGAUGACAGGUACAGGCUGGUGCACGAGGCGGGGGACGGGUGGCAGAAGUGGCAGCUGGUGAUCGGGGAUGUGCAGACGCAGGAUGUGGGGGAUUACCGCUGUCAGGUGGACACGACGCCUCCCCUGGUGCUGGACGCGGCGCUAACUGUCACGGAGCCAAGAACACGCGUGGUGGACGAGAGAGGUGACCAGGUGGAGGAGAAACACUACAACAGCGGCAGCAUGAUUGAGCUGAAGUGUAUCGUGGAACAGGUGCCCUUCCCUCACGGCCCCGUCACCUGGAGGAGGGGAGCCACCAUCCUCACCUUCAACACCUCCAGGGGCGGCAUCAGCGUGAAGGGUGACGAGGCUUCAGGGUUCAUCUCUAGCCGCCUCUACGUGGCCAACGCCUCCCCCGCCGACUCGGGCCGAUACUCCUGCUGGUACCGGAAUUACACCAGCGAUACUGUCACCGUCCACGUCAUAGCAGGUGAAAACUCACAGGCCAUGCAGCACGACGCCCCCACGGAGACCACGGCCGCCGCCUCUCCCGCCUCCCCACGCUGGCCCCUCGUGGCGCUCCUCACUUGCCUCACCUGGCCGCCCCACCUCAGCCUCGGCAGGUGAUCGCCCCGUGCCGCCUCGUCCCUCCGCCCCUUCCCCUGCUGAGGACUCCACGCUCCCCCUCAGUCAUGCUCUCCAGAUGUCAUGCUUUUAUACACUUCCAAACAUGCAUUACGCUUACCUACAUAAACCUACAUGUGUACUUACACCUACACACGUGCUUACAUAUUCCCCUACACACACAUACACACACACAUACACAGAUGGGUGUCAGGAACUUGAGCUAACGUGCAUAUACAAAAAAUAAGUACACGUCCAUAUAAUACGCACACGAAACGCAGUAUACACGGUGUGGGAUACAAAUACGUACACGCACAUACACACGUACACAUGUGUAUAUUACCUUCAUGUGUGUCCAUAAGUCUCCGAUAAUGUCUACAUUUUCUAAAUAUAAAAAUUCAAUACC